Molecule: messenger RNA, 375 nt
Organism: Caenorhabditis briggsae
Lineage: Eukaryota; Metazoa; Nematoda; Chromadorea; Rhabditida; Rhabditidae
Gene: Cbr-srw-108
Product: Protein CBR-SRW-108
Exons: 4
Coding region: 1-375 (124 amino acids)
Molecular function (GO): G protein-coupled peptide receptor activity
Source: RefSeq, a predicted model, not a curated record
AUGGUUGAAAGCGCCUAUAAAGGAGAAUUGGCAGAAAUAAUUGAAGUUAUUGAAUCCAUCGCAGAUCCACUGAACACUGCGAAUCUUUUCUUAUCAUUUGUCUCCAUUUUUAUCAAUAUUCUCCAUUUUAUCAUUCUCACCAGCUCAUCUAUGAAAUCCUCAUCUACCAACGUCAUAAUGAUUGGAAUAGCCAUCGUUGACAUUUUCACACUAACACUUACCGUGUGCGUUACUUCAAACCUAUUCUGGAAAGUGUACUUUGAUAUGGCGGUCUGGGGACUUCAAGACUAUUUUCGAAGAUGUUCCACGUGGCUUGGACUGAUGAUGGCUAUUGUGAGAACUAUGAUUGUGAAGAAUAUCUUAGGGAAUCAGUAA